AUGUUCGACUUGAUGCGAUUACAAAAUGGCAGAACCAACAAGUGAUUUGUUCUUUUUCAAUUACUCGGCGAAACAAGCAGUAGUAUACCGUUUCACGUUUCACGUGGUCACGUGGUCCUUACAUUUACGCGGGAACAGUAAAUAAAAAAAAAGUAAGGUUAUGUAAAAAAGUACUGAAUUGUGUGACAGAACAUAGAUUUUAUGAUCUCUGAUUGUGAAUUCGAACUUCGUUUCAUACAUUCAAAACAAUAACCUAUUUUUUGCCAAGUUUAAGAAUUCUAUUCUAAAUCAUUUGCAAUUUGCAAUCGAGUUAUCGUGUCGACUUCGUUGAAAUUUUGUGACAGAAAUAUACUGUCUGAAUAUUCGAAAAUGAUGUAGUGUAAACAGCUACGUUUGCUUUGACAACAAAAAAAUUUGCUCGAAGGAAAAUCAACAAUGUCAAUUACUGCAGAGUUUGUGCCCACUAAUUUUGAGAUUCUCGAUUUUUAUGCCGAGGAAAUGUGUUUCGCUUGGACGAAGGAUGAAUUCGUAAUAUUUCCGUAUGGCAAGCCAUUACCAACUUCACCGCUUCCGACUCAUCGUGCACCGCGUGAAAUUAAAGGUUUCAGAUGUUUCAGUGGCAGAGUCUUUGUGAUCUGCAACCCCUACGGAAUUUACAAAUUCCGUAAAAUUUUCAAGCUCAUCACGUUAAGUUCUGAUGGCUUAUCGCAUGGUCCACAUUAUUAUGAGGUUUUUGUACCUGAAAACAAAUGGCUACUUUCCUCUAACAAAUUAACCAAAAUGAACAGGAAAUUGUUCAAACUCCAGCCGCUACCGAAUGGAACUUAUAAUUUACAAGACCUAAUACUCAAUGCUAAAAAUUCCGAAUUGAGUCUUCGGCAAGCUAUCUACUCUGAUGAAAAUUGUAUCGAGAAUAUUAGCAUUGUUGUUAAUAACAAAAGAGUCUUCAGUGUAACCAGCAGUGAAACACUACUCAUACAUCAAAGCGAACACGAAAUUCUUCAAAUUGUAGGAAUUUUCAGAUGUGAAGUCAUCGCCGGUUUUAUACUCGUUAUGCACGAAUCUGCUGUCUUAGCUUACGUGAAGGGAGGAAAACUAGUGUUUGACAAGGUAUAUCUAGGAGGCAACGUCCAGGACUUAUGUGCCGGAAUGAACAACGGCUUAGAGAAUUCUAUAUGGCUGGUGCACAUAGAUGACACAGGGAUUCACUACUGGCUCAAGUCGAUAAAUGAGAACACAUUCCGCAAGAUAAAAAUGGAAUACCGGAGAUUUGUAGCAAUCCGAAAUUACAAAUGCAAGUUGGUGAUAUGUCUUACUGUCUCGGGCCAACUUGUGGAAUUCAGUGUGGACACAUUAAAAGCAGCGGAACAGGAAGAAUUCGUUGGUCUGAAGUCAGAAAUGCUGAAAGGUACAGAAGAGAUAAUGAAUGCAAUAUGUGCUAGAGCAAAAGAGUUGCAAAAUUGGAACGAGACGUUGCUUCAAGAACAAGAAAAACUCAAAAAGAUCAAUAUUUAUUCGCACAAACAAAAAAUCGCGUGUUUGCCAGAUAUUCGUGUCGAACGAAUCGCUGGACGAGAAUUCGUCAGAAUAAAAUUUGACGUUGCAAUGCCUUUAAAUAGUUACGUAGCUGUGGCUCUUGUCACUGACAAACGAGUUAUCUAUUGCAUAAAAUUGGUUAAAGACACAGAAACUACUCUUGAUUUGAGUUUGAACAAUGAAAAAUUCGAUGAGAGUACAACGAUUCAAAUUGAUUUUGUUACUCUCGUCGAAGAAUCGAAAGUCUGGUACGUAAUCAGAGACUACAUUAAAAGUCCAAAAACUCCCAACCAUGCACAAGUGCCUAACAACAAAAUUAAAUUUAUAAACGCGAAACUCGCAGCUCUGCGCAAUUUGACUAAUAAAAACGGUAUCACAAUGAAAAAACUUUGUGCUUUUAAAAAAACAAUUCGCAAAGAGCUCAGUCACUUCUGAAAAGUUACGUGAGUUCACUUGUUCGUUUUUAACUUAUUAUUUAAGUGGGUAUAGUGAAUUAUAUUCAUGUUAAUGAGAAACAGAACUGAAGAUUGAAUGUGAGCCUUUAAAUGGAAACUUACCUCGCACUUCAUUUCGAUGUUCAUCACUGCAUUGGAACUGAAUUGAGUUAUGAAUAAUUUUCCCAGCCAAAAAAAAUCAACUGUUACAACUUGAGGAAAAUUGAAAAAUUGUACGGUAUAACUUCUUAUUUUAAUCAUUGGUAGAAACUUUGAAUCUACUUCAAUGACAAGAAAAAGACUGACUAAUAAUGAUGGAUAAAAAAAUGGACACAGACAAUUUUACUAACAUAAAAUUCAAGUCUGUUUUGUAUUAUUAUUUUGUACACAAUAUUUUGAAAAGAUAUUUUUUGUCUUAAAUUGUAUCGUAUGAUUAAUCAAUUCAAACGCUACAAACCGUGAAGAAUAGUAUUUACGCGCAAUUUGAGACAGACGCGAGGAUUGCGUCACUUGUGGCUACAAAAAUCACAUUCUAAUUUUGGAUUAGUAGCUUCCUAUUGAUAUUGAACGGAGACCCUGUUUAUCUGUGCCUCAAUUUAAGAGAGGAAAAUUCAUUGUCAUGGCUACACCAAAAAAUAGAGUGUCAAAUUUCACUAAACACAUGAAUGUGAUUUUCAAAGUGCAAAUUCUGUGAUUUCAGAUUUGAAAUUCCUUUUUUCGCUACACGGUUCUCUGCAUAAACUGUCUCUGAAAUUUGUAUUUUUUUUUUUUAUUGAGUAUUGUAAAUCAUAUCAUAAAAGUCUUGCAAAUAAAGAAAAAUAUUUUAUGAAUAUUCAAAAUAUUUGCAGAAUUCGUAAUGGCAUUGUUAAUAACACGGGAUACUCAACCACUCUACGUGAAUUGUUUCUAGAAAAUACAUUUAUUCUUGUAUAAUAGUUCGAAUUUACAAAAUUGUACAUUUUGGGAGAGGGAAAAUGGGAAUUUAUGUUUAUCCAGUAUGCAUAUGUUAUACUAUAUUUACACAAUCUUAAAUCGACAUCGAUCUGAUCGUUUUCACGAAAAAAAUUCACACACCUUGAAUCAGUUAUACGCGAAAAAGAAAUUUUACAAUGAAAUAUAUAUUAUUUAUAUUUUUUAUAUAUCAAUUAUUUGUAUUUUUUAUAAAUACUGUAUAAGUUUUAAAUAAAAAUAACUUUAUUUUUUGUAAGUCGUAAAAAUAUAAAAAAUAUAUAUUUCUUUCGUACAACUUGAUAUUCGCCCACAAUAUAUUUUGCAGACAGAAAUUAUAUGGUUCAUUAAUUUUUUUCGUGGCCGAGCUGACGAAGUCGCGUAUGAUUUUUUUCAUAGCUGAAUAUGACAUUGUACAAUGUAUUUCUUAAGGGUGCGUAUAGUAUUAAUUAUGCCAAAAAUUUUAUAUUGGAUCAAGAUACCAACGAUCCGGAAUUGUAGGAAAAUCUGGAAAAAAAUUGCCACUGUCUGAAACUUCACGAAUAUCAAUUUUCAGUAGUAGAUCGGAGUGUUUAGUUUUCCUCAGAAAAAAUGUAGGAUAUUGGAGAAAAUAUUCUUUGCAUAUUCAUACACAAUUGUUUUCGUUGUCGUCGCAUACAAUGAUUUUUGUGUUCUUUUUGAGUCCAGCUGUAUUUUUCAAAACUAUCAUUUCCUUUUAAGGUCGUCUGAAUACACGAAUCGCGAGAUUUGCUAAGGUAUUCGUCAAAAAAUUGUGCAGCAUUAUCAACUUAAAAUUUCUAAGGCGUAAGAAAAAGCUGCUCACAAAAAGGAUAGUCUAAAAAAAUAUUAAUUUUUUCGAUGAAUUUGACAAAUUUAUUUCAUGCCAUCAGAUAAUGUGAUCAUCUAGUUAUUUGUUAUUUUGUUUCAGUUAUUUGUGAAAAAAAUUGAUCUCGUUCAUGCAUUUUAGUCUCGGAGAUAGUAGAAUUCUUCCAAUUUUUUCUCUACAACUGUUAAGAUGUGAAAUUUUAGUAGAAUAAAAUUAUUGGCAUAUUUAGAUGUGGAGGAGACUGGAGCUAGUUAAGCAACGGGGCAAGUUAACUAAUAAACAAUAAAAUCUAAACUACGUAAUGUAAACAUACGCCUGGUUGAUAUAAUUGUUCAUUGUAACCUCUUUCUCACUCCUGUGGGAAGAAUUUUCAUAAAUCUAGAUACAAAACCAAACUUUUACAUCAAUUUUAUAUAUCUCUUGCUGCCUUAAUUUUUCUUCCAAUUAUUAGAAUAAUCCUCUACAUCAAUUUUCAUAUAUUGAACUAUAAUUGUGCAUAGUAUUUUUCUCAAUUAUCGCUAUAAUUUGCUGGUAGAACUUUUUGUUAUUAAAAAAAGCAGUAUGAGGUAAGUAGGUCAACAGUGGUAUGGUGUUGGCUAAUACAUGUGUCGACACACAUGAGUGCUCUAAAUGGGCCCACUCAAGGUGUGCCAGUAAAAAUAUAUUUUAUGUGUGUAAAAACUGCAAUUCUGAUUUUGAUGACGAGGAUGAGGAUCAAUAUUCCUUUUUCUCACACUUACAGACAAAAAUUAUCUUUACAUUCACUUAUGUCAACAUUUUGUAUUCAUUGUUCGAAUCAUCAAAUAAAUAAUAUUGAUAACUA
Molecule: messenger RNA, 4567 nt
Organism: Venturia canescens
Lineage: Eukaryota; Metazoa; Arthropoda; Insecta; Hymenoptera; Ichneumonidae
Exons: 2
Coding region: 436-1971 (511 amino acids)
Source: RefSeq, a predicted model, not a curated record